AUGAAAAAGACUGCUAUACUAUCUUCUACGGCCAAACCGAGCCAAAUAUAUGCAGAUGCUUUAUCGGGGUUAGAUGAAGAAGACAGAGCAAAUGUAGGCCAUAAAGAUCACGUGACAAAAACAAUUAGAAACCAACGCCGCAAAAAUAUUCCAAUUGAACCAUCCAAUACAGAAUUCGAAAUACAAAAAGCUUGGCAGAUGAGAGAAGGCAACGAAAAUGUCAUCAUCUACGACAGUGGAGCCAAUCCAUUCAACCGGAUAAUUGUUUUUUCAACAUUCGUGCAAUUACAACAAAUGGGAAGAAGUACUAGAUGGUUUAUGGAUGGUAAUUUUAGCUUGUCUCCAAAUAUUUUUCACCAACUGUACUUUGUUAGAGUUGUCUAUCUUAACCAUUAUGUAACAUGCGCCUAUGCCCUAAUGACAUCAAGAAAUCAGGCGUCAUAUGAAGAAGUUUUUAGGGCAAUUAAAGAUAAGGCGCAAGAACACAACAUAAUUUUGGCUCCAACCACUGUUAUGUUAGACUUCAAAAUUGCCCCCAGACGUGCCUUACAUGAUAUCUUCGGUGCAAACGUAGAAGUUGUAGGAUGUUUUUUCCAUUUGACACAGUCAACAUGGAGAAAGAAAGUUUUCAUUUAUUUCGAUAAAACAUAUGGUAGAGGGCCCUUCAGGAACAACAACAACAAUAAUAAUAUCAACCAAAUUAGGUUGAUCCGAAUGCCUGCUCUAUUUCCGCCCGAAACAUGGAACGUUUUUACGAUAACAUUAAAUGGUCAUGAAAGAACUAAUAACUCAAAAUAUUUCCAAGAAAGAAUGGAACGAUUGUGCAAAGACGUUAGAGAUGGCCGAAGAUCUACAUUGGAGGCUUUAAGAGCGAUAGGACACUGUAUUGUGUUAAAUAGGAAAAAUUUACCAAUGAUUUAA
Helobdella robusta is the source of this 921-nucleotide messenger RNA. RefSeq lists its product as hypothetical. The record is from RefSeq and is a predicted model, not a curated record. The coding region runs from base 1 to 921 and encodes 306 amino acids. NCBI's taxonomy places the organism in Eukaryota, Metazoa, Annelida, Clitellata, Rhynchobdellida, Glossiphoniidae. The transcript is spliced from 4 exons.